GAAAAAUGGCAGUGGCGUUUUAUAAAUACCUUUACCAUUUCCCUCCGCAAUUUCAAGCAUUCAACAGCUUUGGCGCGAUCUUCAUUUUCUCAAAGCCAGAAGAGAGGAAGGCUGAUAAUGAAGUUUAAGGCAUUUCUAUCUGAACAUGGUGUGAAUCUCUUAGAAAGGCGGUUUCUACCAGCCCUAGACAAAAUGGGCAAGAUAUGUCAUUUAUUUCUUACCAGAGACCAUGCGAUCUUCCUCCACAACCUUUUGAAUGGCGAUGGGGUUCAGUGCAUUGCUCAGUUUCGCAAGGAAGCUCUCUUUGAUGACUAUCGGAUCUCAAGUCAGAAUGAGGACCGCAUUGCCUUCACAAUUGAUGUAUCCCUUCUGCUUCGUGCUGUUCGGAGUAGUGUAAGUAUAUGUACUGAAUUUGGCAAUGGGCCUUCUGCCAACCGUCUCCAAAUUAAAUUGGUUAAGAAGUUGCCUCCCAAUUGUACUCAGCCAAUGCCUUUUCUUACCUUUGAAACCAAGGGUUAUAAAUCUGCAGUCAUUCAGGAUGUACCAAUAUCAAAACCUUUAUCUAGGGCUGAAGUGCUUGAGCUGCAAACUGCACUUGAUGUGGCACAAGAACUACCUCAGACUCUGGUUCAAGUUCCAGAUUUGAAUCAAUUGCAGAACUUUGUGGAACGGAUGAAGCAUGUUGGUGAUUUGCUAAAUGUCGCUAUAAGCAAGUAUGGAGAUCUACAUGUGCAAAUCUCAACAACUUUGAUCACACUUGGUGCUGAAUUUCGUAAAUUGUUGGUUAUUGGAGAACAAGCUGAAGCUCCAUCAGAGGAAAGAAAUCUGAGCGCUCAGACUCGGUCGGAAAGGGCAAUCUCGAGGGGAGACGCUCAGAGUGUUCAAGUGAGUAUAAGACACUUUUCUAGGAGCCUUCAGUGUCACCUGGCAAAGCCUGACUGUGCUUUUUAUGGGAUUGCUCCGCAGGGUGCUUGUUUGACGGUGAUAUUUCAGUUCUUCAUUCCUGGUACACGUCAAACUGAUAAAUCAAUCAGUCUACAUUGCAGGCUUCCUGUACUUGAUCCAGGGUCAAGUUGAAUUCAAUCAGUUUGCCAUCAAUAGCUACUUUUCAGCCAGAACUAGUAAUUUUCAAGUAGCUUGUGGCCUGGCAAUCCAUGUAACCAUUACAUUCCAGAAGACUUCCUCAAAGUCCGAACUUUGAAGCAUAUGUUACUUAUGAAAGCAAUUUGAGAAUAGGUAGAAUUAAGUACAAAAAUGAUUUUAUCGUUAGUAAUGUAUGUUGAAUACAAGAUUAGAAAUAGUCCAUUUCUUAAUGAACUCUUCUGGUCUUCCUUCUCAAUGAAACAACAGAUAUGUGAAUGUGAAGAUAAACUCUAAGUCUACCACAUAGUAAGAGUUUAGGUCUCCCUUAAAUAGAACAGUGAUACAGUAAAAGAAUAACGACUGUAGAGCUUGCAGCUCUCGUUCUGGUCCUAUCCUACUAGUCAUGUAGGAGUUACAUUAGUUAAAGGGAAACUUUGAUACUAGGCUUUUUGAAACUAAACUUAGUAAUUUUAGAU
Durio zibethinus is the source of this 1559-nucleotide messenger RNA. RefSeq lists its product as uncharacterized. Gene Ontology annotation, cellular component: nucleolus; site of double-strand break; checkpoint clamp complex. The record is from RefSeq and is a predicted model, not a curated record. NCBI's taxonomy places the organism in Eukaryota, Viridiplantae, Streptophyta, Magnoliopsida, Malvales, Malvaceae. Gene Ontology annotation, biological process: telomere maintenance; mitotic intra-S DNA damage checkpoint signaling; mitotic DNA replication checkpoint signaling.